This is a messenger RNA of Acanthoscelides obtectus, 5768 nucleotides long. The record is from the annotation of a GenBank genome assembly. Lineage: Eukaryota; Metazoa; Arthropoda; Insecta; Coleoptera; Chrysomelidae.
CAGUGGCUCAGUCCGACAGUCAUCGUAUGACGAACGCGAAAUUGUCCGCGUUCGCUGUAAUCUAAAUGCACCUUAAGCUGUCAAUCUGCAUCUGCUUUCAGUUCAAGGUUGCCUUGCGACUUGCGACGUCAAAAUACAAAAAUAAAACAAAAGGAUGACACCCAUCCUCCUGUGAUUGUGUUUUAUGCUAAUCGUGCAGUGAUUUUUUAAAAGAUUUCUUAUGUAGAUAAUUUUUGUUUUUUAUACCAGUUUCCUCACCUAAAUUGACGAGAUGGAUGCAAACGUUGACCAUUCCUUCGUUCAAAAGAUGCAGUAUAUGUCAAUCGGCAACCAAAACGAUGAAAUUCGUCAUGCUAUAGUAUCGGACGUUGGGAAAACUGACCUAUCACCUCUGAACUACCCCAAAGCUGACCCACAAAGACCCAGCGAGUACAAAAUAUAUGAACGCAACAACAUAAUCGCCAGCUCAAAAUUUCCCACCCCUACGCAUGUGGAGUCUAUCUCGGUCCAAAAGGGUAUAGAAGAGAAUGAUGUGUAUGUCCAGUGUGCAAAGCCUCAAGUUCCUAUCAGUUCAAGUCCUACUAGAUCAUUGAGUGGGUCGUCACAGCACUCUGGGGGCACAAGAGUGAGCAUUGCUAGCAAUUCAGGCCCAGUAUAUGAGAACCUCGAGUAUUAUCCAAGAAACUAUUUUGCAGGUAACUCACAUCCGACCAAUGAUUCACUAGGUUGCAGAAAAGCUCAACCACAAGUACCCAUAAGUAGCAAGAUUAGCUCAUACUCAGAUGGCCCCCCUGUGUAUGAAAACUUGCAUGCUCUCUCACCAAAAACUGCGGCUCUCCCUGGUCCUCAGGUACCUACUAAUGCUCCUCCUCCUUAUGCUAUGAACUCUGCAACCUACCAGCAUUAUGACCAGCAACCCAUCUACUCACUUAUGCAGUCACCAAGUACCAGAGCCCAGCCACAAGCACCAUAUCACCAGAGCAACUUCAAUAGAUCUCCAUCAAAGAGUCUGACUCAAGAACAAAUUGAUGAACUGAAUAGUGGGGACUAUGUGUGUAUGACUGGAAACAUCUCACAUACUCUUAGCACCAAUGUGCCCAUACAAACCUCAUCUGCAAAGAAUUAUGACAGAACUAUCGCUACUGGGAUAGCACAGACUCCUACUAAGUUGUCACCACCAAAAGAAGCUAAAAAGGUACCAGUUCAGAAGAUUGAACCCAGACCAUCCCCAGUACCCAGUCCAACUCCAAGUGCAAUGAGUACUAGCAGUGGUAAGCUGAAGAUUUCUGGCAAGAAUCUUCUGCCUUAUAGUGUUACGCCUCCAAAGCCUAGGGGUCCAACAGAGGCUGAGAAGAAGAUUGAGGAGAUGACUAGGCAGAUUGAAGAGGAAAUGGAGAAACAUGAGGAGGAAGGAGAAUAUUUUGGGAUUUGCCAUACCUGUGGAGAGAAAGUGACUGGUGCUGGUCAAGCUUGCCAAGCAAUGGGAAACUUGUAUCACACUAACUGUUUUAUAUGUUGUUCCUGUGGAAGAGCUCUCAGAGGAAAAGCUUUUUAUAAUGUCCAUGGUAGGGUGUACUGUGAAGAAGAUUACCUGUACUCUGGAUUCCAACAAACAGCAGAAAAAUGUGCUAUAUGUGGACAUCUGAUUAUGGAAAUGAUUCUUCAAGCAAUGGGCAAGUCGUACCACCCGGGAUGCUUCAGGUGUUGCGUUUGUAACGAGUGCUUGGACGGAGUCCCAUUUACUGUUGAUGUUGACAACAAAAUCUACUGCGUCAACGAUUAUCACAGAAUGUUUGCUCCCAAAUGUGCUGCAUGUGGAAAAGGAAUAACUCCAGUAGAAGGUACCGAAGAGACAGUCCGCGUGGUGUCCAUGGAUAAAGACUUCCACGUGGACUGCUACGUAUGCGAAGAGUGCGGCAUGCAACUGACGGACGAACCUGAUAAGCGGUGCUAUCCUCUAGAAGGAAGGUUGAUGUGUCGCGGCUGUCACAUUCAAAAUCUGAGGCACAGCCCUAGACAAAUGCAUCCCGUCGCAGCCACUUAUCAGUAUUCCGGUUAGAGUUAAGUUAGACGCGAUACCAUUCGAUCACGGUUGGAGGUGGCGGAUAUUUCACGAACUGUGAUUUAGUAACUGAUAUUUUCAAAUCACGAAUCACGACUUUUACCAAAUACCGUACAGGAUCAUGGCGCUAAUACGUGAGAUGCCAUGAGAUUAUCAUGGCCUGCAAGCGAUUUAGCUCUUUAUAGGUUUUGGUAGCUCGCUGAUGAAAUCGCGUGGAUUUCAUCACGGUGUUUUGCUCAGGAUAUGGGUUUACCCAUAACCUCAAUGCUAUGUUGACGUCACGGUUUUAAGUCACUGAUGUUAAAAAGAUAUCACAGAUGUCGGAAAAUUACGAUAUCGGCUAUCUCUAAUCACGGUUAUAAAUCGUGUCAUUCUGUCAUUUAUUUUCGCAUCAUUCUCAACUGUAUAACGUCUUAAAGGUGGCGCUGCGCAUUUCGGGUUGGCUGGGAUACAUCAUUAACGUUCAGGGGUCCAUCAAAAAAUGUGUAAAAUUAUUUUCUACCGAUUUCUGUGGCUUUUUGGGCUUCAAGAUUGAGUGUUAAGAUUGAAGGUGUAUAUGGUUGUAGUUUGUAGAGGAGCAUGGAUUUUUUGUGAGAAAAAAGGCAGAUAAUGGUACCUCAAGGUGACACGUCCCUUUUUUUUCAACUACCUGUUUACAGCAGUAAAAAAAUGCAUUUUUGUGCAUUUUUUCUUCAAUCGGAACUUGUUAACAAAUAUAAGUACAGCCCUGAAUUUGUGUGUGAAUAUUUCUCUUUUAUGGAAGAAUGAAACAGGUGAUUACUUUUAUUCUUACCACUUUUUCUCUUUGAAAAAUAUUUGAUUUUCUUGAAGCCUCGUCUCGCAGCAAGUUGAGUUUCCAAGAAAAGCAAACAAUUUUCGAAUAGAAAAAGUGAUCAGAAUAAAAGUAAUCACCGGUUUCAUGCAUCUAUAAAAGUGGAAUAUUGACAUUCAAUUUCAGAGCUGUACUAAUAUUUGUUAACAAGUUACGAUCGAAGAAAAAAUGCAUUUUAUGUUAAAACAAAAUUAAAAACGAUGUUACACAAAGCGAAAAAAGGAAGUGCGACCUUAAGGUGAACAAGAUUUCCAGAACAAAAACAUAAUCCCACAUUGCCAUACCUACUGAUCACUAUAUACCACUAGUUCAUAACUCUGUUGCUUAUCUAAUCCUACAGGGUGAGUUUUUAGGUUGGGUUGCCCCGUUAUUAUAACAGGUAUCAAAAAGGUUUUUCCAAAAAAUAAUUUCAGAUAUAUGCUUUUACUUUGAAAAUAUGCGUCCCUCUACAGAGUGGUCUAUAGCUCCGUGGUGACACAAAAACUUUUUUUCUGAGCGUGUUAGUAUACCCUGAUUGAUGCCUUGAAAGGAAGAAGUUUUGAUAUACGAUACUAUAGGGCUUCUGAAUCGAUAGGAUAUUUUAUCCGAAAAAAAAAACACAAUAACUUGUGUCAGCUUUACAGAUAGAGUAGCGAAUUUUUAGUCAAAAUGACCCUCACUUUCCAUUUAUUAUCGGUAUUGAAACUUUUUCUAGAUUUUAGGUGUUUCUGAACGCAAAAUGCACAUUUUCUCAAAGAAAAUCAAAUGUAGACUUUGCAUAUAUUUAUUUGGGCUGUACUUUCUCAAAGUUUAUUUUAGUAUAAACUUUUUGGGUAGCUAAAUCAAUAUAGAGUUAUAUGCAAUUUCCAAAAAAUUAUCCAAAGAAAUAUGCACAAUAUUCGUGAAAAGGGACGGUUAUUAGUGGAACUUUUUUUUUUAUAUUUAUAGUUUUUGUGAACAACUGUUUUGUAUGAGUUUUAUAAUAACGGAGCAGUUGACAGAUCACACACUAAAAACCUACUUUGUAAGUAUUAGUCGGUGUCGUGCACUGUUAGCAUUCGUGGUUACUACGGCGUUCCAUAGAUGGCGCUGAGUGCAGUGACUGUCUUUGUGUUGUAAAUAUACCGAAUAGAAUUUGAGUGGCUUUAUUGGGUAGCUUUAGAUGCCACAGGUGCAGUAGAAAUUCAGGACCGCUUUUUCAAUCGCUGUUUAACUUUCAAAUUUGGAAACUGCAACUUGUAAGUUAACUAGCAGUUUUCCGUAAAUUCUUUUUCCAAGUUCUGGUUAACUAACCCGUACCUGUUGAUCUGGCGCCUCUGCUUUUACGUCUUAACUAUUAUGCGCCUUUUGUGACGCUCGAUGAUUGCCUUUUGUGCCAUCCACAAAUUGUGUCACUGUCAAGCAAUAAAGUAUUGCAACUUACUAUUCAUCCCAUAGGUGGCACUUUUGGUUUGAGGUAACUACCGCAUUUCGACAAACUUGAUAUUGAAAAACGCGUUCUGAGUUAUAACUUUUGUUUAUCGGUAAAAUUACAGUUCUGGUAGGAAAAUGUGCAGGCAGGUGAAUGCCUUUUCAAAAUUAUCACAUCCGUAAAAUGUUCAAAUGCCGUUAUUUGAAUAGAAACACUGAUAUGAUGCCUAGAUAAAUAAAGGGAUGAUAUUCACAACAAUCUGACGCAGUAUCCAGUGAUAGUAGAUUUAUUGAGGUCUAGCUGGACAGUAGGGCCUUUGUUAGGUAGGCCAUGGUUAUUUAUCACAUUUGCUUCCACUCUGAAGCAUUUAUACAUUUGCAUUUUUUCUUUCGGAAUUCCACAUAUUUGUGAUAUGAUUUGCUAAGAAUUUUUUUCAUUUUUAUAUAUUUUGCAUUUGCGCAGAUGCUUUGCAGAACCGUCUUGUGUAGGCGUGAAGCAACAUUCCAUUAUCAAGGAGCCUGCCACUAAGAAUAUACUUUUUUAUAAUGUAUUUAUUGAAUAUCAGAUUAUUUUUAAACGAAGCACACCACGUUGAUAGUUACAUAAAUGUAGGCGAAUUAAGUAUUAUACAACGUGUUUUAUCGUAACGUUGUAUAGAAUCGCUUUUCAUCGACGUAUUUAUUGGGUGUGGUUAGGUUAAGUUACGAAAAUUCUAUGAACGUAUGAGGUUCGAUUUUAAUAAACAGUGAAGCGUUGAUGUUCUCUUGUAUUUUUUACCUUUUUCAGUGAUGUUUGUCCAAGCACAGUAAAUCGAAUGCGAUGGUUGCCAUUGUUAUAAAUGAAAGGGUAAUUCCUCUUUGACCAUCCCGUGGUAACUUAAUAACGUUUGAAUAGCAAGUUUUUAUGGUCUGUGGUUUUAAUACGUUUGUUCCGAUAUUGUAGUGUUAUCUGAUGCUACCAGCUAUUAUUAAAGGUUGCCGUUAAACUGAUUCAGAAACGAUAGUGAAAUUACUUUGAAAGUAAAAAAAAUGAUUUGAUGGAUUUUCUUUGCACAUUUCUGGGUUGUUGUAGAAUCUAAAAUUGUAAUGAUAAUAAUGGUCGUCAGGCAAAGCCUGGCAAAAAGGCUCGACCAUUUUGCUGAAUAUACUGGUCUAGGAAGUUGUAUGUUGUCUUUCAGCCUCUAAGAAGAUAAUUUCACUUUACUUCACUUCACACACAAACGUCUAAUUUACCUCCCUGCAGUCGUCUGAUACCGCGCCUUCCUCAUUUUCCUGAAAUAUACCUAUUCCUUCAAGAGAUGAUUGUGACCUGUCAUCCAUUAACACCCAACCUAGGCUUGAAGCCCAUGCAAUUUAGCCCGGCGAUCGAUCCUCUUAUUGCUCAUCACUUCACACUAUCUAGGGCUCGCAGCUGAGUCACUUCUCUAAAAUUGAACGCUGAAGAGCAUUAGCAUGCCCUUAGGGAUCAAUUAUUGAGCGCAGUAG